UGUGCACACAUACCCGCACAGGUUUGCACUGCACUAUGGUGGUGCAGGCAACCAUGACUCCAAGUAGGAGCCGAAAGCUUCUCUUCAAAAUCCCGUACGGAUCUCUAAGAAGGCACAGUGCAGAAAGGAUGACAGAGGGCCGCCGGUGUCAAGUGCACCUUCUUGAUGAUAGGAAGCUGGAACUCCUCGUACAGCCAAAGCUUUUGGCCAAGGAGCUGCUAGACCUCGUGGCAUCACAUUUCAACCUGAAAGAAAAGGAAUACUUUGGAAUCGCCUUCACAGAUGAGACGGGGCAUCUGAACUGGCUUCAGUUGGACCGCAGAGUGCUAGAACAUGACUUCCCCAAGAAGUCAGGACUGGUUGUACUAUACUUUUGUGUUAGGUUCUACAUUGAAAGUAUAUCCUAUCUCAAGGAUAAUGCUACCAUCGAGUUGUUUUUCUUGAAUGCAAAGUCCUGCAUUUACAAGGAAGCAAAAGGCGAUUUUUCCAGCAAUGAAGUUGUGAGGACUGACUUAAAGAAACUUCCAGCGCUUCCAACACAAGCACUUAAGGAGCACCCAUCUCUCGCCUACUGUGAGGACCGGGUUAUUGAACACUACAAGAAGCUAAAUGGCCAGACGAGAGGGCAAGCCAUUGUUAACUACAUGAGCAUCGUAGAAUCCCUCCCAACGUAUGGAGUCCAUUACUAUGCAGUCAAGGACAAGCAGGGAAUCCCUUGGUGGUUAGGACUUAGCUACAAAGGAAUCUUUCAGUAUGACUACCAUGACAAAGUGAAGCCAAGAAAGAUCUUCCAAUGGAGGCAGCUGGAGAACCUUUACUUCCGAGAGAAGAAGUUUUCCGUGGAAGUGCAUGACCCACGCAGGGCAUCUGUGACAAGAAGGACUUUUGGACACAGUGGCAUUGCCGUGCACACGUGGUAUGCCUGUCCUGCCUUGAUAAAGUCCAUUUGGGCUAUGGCCAUUAGCCAGCACCAAUUCUACCUGGACAGAAAGCAGAGCAAGUCCAAAAUUCAUGCAGCAAGAAGCCUUAGUGAGAUUGCAAUUGACCUGACUGAAACUGGAACUCUAAAGACCUCUAAACUAGCCAACAUGGGGAGCAAAGGAAAGAUUAUUAGCGGCAGCAGUGGAAGCCUUUUGUCAUCAGGUUCCCAAGAAUCAGAUAGCUCUCAGUCUGCCAAAAAAGACAUGCUGGCUGCCUUGAAGUCCAGGCAAGAAGCUCUGGAGGAGACGCUGCGCCAGCGCCUGGAGGAGCUCAAGAAACUCUGCCUCCGAGAAGCGGAGCUUACAGGAAAAUUGCCAAGGGAAUAUCCUCUCGACCCUGGGGAAGAACCCCCAGUUGUGCGAAGAAGGAUAGGUACUUCCUUUAAGCUGGAUGAACAUAAAAUACUGCCUAAAGGAGAGGAGGCUGAGUUGGAACGCUUAGAGAGGGAAUUCGCCAUUCAAUCACAGAUCACUGAAGCUGCUCGCCGCUUAGCCAGCGACCCAAAUGUCAGCAAGAAGCUGAAGAAACAAAGGAAAACCUCCUACCUUAAUGCACUGAAGAAACUUCAGGAGAUUGAAAAUGCUAUCAAUGAAUACCGUAUCAAAUCUGGAAAGAAGCCAACACAGAGAGCCUCCCUGAUCAUAGAUGAUGGGAACGUUGCCAGCGAGGACAGCUCGCUUUCAGAUGCCCUUGUUCUGGAGGAUGAAGAUUCUCAGGUUACCAACACAAUAUCCCCUUUACAGUCACCUCACAAAGGACUUCCUCCACGUCCACCCUUGCAUAAUAGACCACCCCCUCCUCAAUCACUGGAAGGACUUAGGCAGAUGCACUAUCACAGGAAUGACUACGAUAAGUCCCCCAUCAAGCCCAAAAUGUGGAGUGAGUCUUCAUUGGAUGAGCCCUAUGAGAAGGUCAAGAAACGGUCCUCACAUAGCCAUUCUAGCAGUCACAAGCGGUUCCCCAGCACUGGGAGCUGUGCAGAGGGUGGAGGAAGCAACUCUCUACAAAACAGCCCCAUUAGAAAUCUUCCCCAUUGGAACUCCCAGUCAAGCAUGCCAUCAACGCCAGAUCUACGGGUACGCAGUCCACAUUAUGUGCUUUCCACUAGGUCAGUGGACAUCAGCCCUACGAGACUGCAUAGUUUAGCACAGCACUUUAGACACAGAAGUUCCAGUUUAGAAUCCCAAGGGAAGCUCCUUGGGUCAGAGAACGAGACGGGGAGCCCUGAUUUCUACACCCCAAGGACUCGUAGCAGUAACGGCUCUGACCCCAUGGAUGACUGCUCCUCCUGUACCAGCCAUUCCAGCUCUGAGCACUACUACCCGGCUCAGAUGAAUGCAAACUACUCCACGCUGGCUGAGGACUCCCCUUCCAAAGCCCGCGAGCGGCAGAGGCAGCGACACAAGUCGGCAGGGAACCUGGUCUCCUCGAAUUCAGGAAGUAUGCCCAACCUGGCUGCGAGGAACGGCACCGGACACCACGGAGUCUACCUGCACAGCCAGAGCCAGCCUUCAUCCCAGUACCGGAUCAAAGAGUACCCUUUGUACAUUGAAGGGAGCUCCACCCCGGUGGUGGUGCGCAGUCUGGAGAAUGACCAGGAGGGGCAUUACAGCGUCAAAGCACAAUUUAAAACCUCCAACUCAUACACAGCAGGGGGGAUGUUUAAGGAAAACUGGCAUGGGGACGAUGUAGACUCAAUAAGAUUGACCCCUUCGCGUUCCCAGAUCAUAAGGACUCCGUCCCUGGGCAGAGAGGGUCACGAGAAAGGAUCGGGACGGACAGUGGUGUCUGAUGAACUGAGGCUGUGGUACCAGCGGUCCUCAGCUUCCCACAAAGACCACAGCCGCUUGUCACACACAAGCUCCACUUCUUCGGACAGCAGCUCCCAGUACAGCACCUCCUCUCAAAGUACCUUUAUGGUGCACAGCAGGGUAACAAGGGGGCCUCAGAUGUGCAAAGCAACGUCAGCUGCCUUACCUUACAGUCAGAGGAGUUCCACGCCAUCUAGCGAGCUAGCAGCCACGCCCCCAAGCAGCCCACAUCACAUCCUAGCCUGGCAGACAGGAGAUGCAACAGACAGCUCACCCACUAUGGAUGAGUCUCAGUCUCCAACUCAACAAAGUACUGAUGAAUAGAGGAGUUACACUGAUGGCUGUUACCUGGACUCCCCCCUCUAUCCAGAACUAGCCGACGUCCAGUGGUACGGACAGGAGAAAGCCAAGCCUGGGACUCUAGUGUGAUCCCCUUGACCACAGCCAGUUGAACAACAUCCAUGCCAUUCUGAAAAUCACCUUACUGCCUCUCAUUUGCCUUACCCAGAUGAACUGGCCCUGACACCAGCUUCAAGUCAAAGCACGUUUUGUAAAAUGCAAUGGAAAAUCCAUCUCGUCCACCUUGCUGCCGACUGCCACAAGCCCCACAGAGGCUGCGCAGGAACUCAGUGUGGAUCUUCAAGUGGCUGCAUUUGUAAGAACCCAACAAUCAGGCAAUUCACACCUUUCAAGGUUAUAAAUCACAUUGCUCUUUGGCACAUAAUACUAUUCUAACAUGUUUGAUUUAAACUCUAAAAGUCAAAAUACUAGUGAAAGAUGGGGCAACAGAGAUAAAGUAACAAUUACAGAAGAAGAAGAACCGGGUGGGAACAGUGUUAUUGUUUCAGAGAUCGGCCAGAAUAUCGCAACUUGUUUUUAGCUGCCAAAGAUUUUAAGAAUUGUCUUUAUAAAGUAUAUAUAUCUAAAAUUCUGUUUUUCUGAACAAUGACAGCCUAUGCUCUGUAA
Molecule: messenger RNA, 3758 nt
Organism: Sphaerodactylus townsendi
Lineage: Eukaryota; Metazoa; Chordata; Lepidosauria; Squamata; Sphaerodactylidae
Gene: FRMD4A
Product: FERM domain containing 4A
Exons: 23
Coding region: 36-3116 (1026 amino acids)
Biological process (GO): establishment of epithelial cell polarity
Cellular component (GO): adherens junction; cytoskeleton; bicellular tight junction
Source: RefSeq, a predicted model, not a curated record